AUGUCCUUCCCAUACGAAUUCACCCCGCUAGCAGAUAAGCAGACGCUCGUCAAGGCCUACCAGGGCAAGAAAAAGUCGGAGCUUCCAACUCCGUCCCUCAUUGUGGACCGGACCAUCUUCAGGGACAACUGCAACAAGAUGCUGCAGAACGCAGCAAAGCUCGGGGCAGACUUCCGUGCGCACGUGAAGACGCACAAGACACUCGAGGGAACAGCGCUGCAGCUGGGCUCCGGAGACGCCUCGACAGACAAGAUCGUUGUCUCCACGCUCAUGGAGGCGUGGGGCCUGCUGCCGCUCAUCAAGCAGGGCCUCAUCAACGACGUCUUGUUCAGCCUGCCCGUGGUGGAAAGCAGGCUGCCCGAGCUCGUGGCGCUCUCGCAGCACGUGCCCCACCUGCGCCUCAUGCUCGACAACUACGCCCAGGUGGAGACCCUGGCCAAGUUCAGCAAGGCCCACGGCUACUCCAAGAAGUGGUCGAUCUUCUUCAAGGUCAACAUGGGCACCAACCGUGCAGGCCUGGGCGUCGACGACGCAGAGCUCGACAAGACCUUGACCGCCGUCCUCUCGUCGCCCCUCUCGGACUACGUCUCCCUCUACGGCUUCUACUGCCAUGCCGGCCACGCCUAUUCCUCCUGCAACUGCGACCAGGCCGAGUCCUUCUUGGUCGACGAAAUCACCCACGGCAACCUCGCCUGCAAGAAGGCCCUCGCCAUCGACCCCUCCCUCAAGCUCCAGCUCUCCGUCGGCUCCACCCCUACUGCCCACGCCUCCGAGGUCCUCGAGGUGUCCAAGCUCGGGCCUCUCUCGGGCCAGUUGGAGCUCCACGCAGGUAACUACCCAUUCUGCGACUUGCAGCAGAUGGCCACUCACUGUGUCUCCUUGAGCAGCGUCUCCUGCCGUGUUCUCGCAGACGUCUUGUCCUCCUACCCUCAAAGAGGCAAGAUCGAGCCUGGCGAGCAGUUGAUCAACGCCGGCGUCAUCGCCUUGGCCAGAGAGUUCGGUCCCGUGCCAGGCCACGGUAGAGUUUACUCCCCAGAGGGCUACGAGAACUGGACCGUCGGCCGCUUGAGCCAAGAACACGGGAUCCUUGUUCCGCUGGAAGAAUCGAAGGACACCAAGUUGAUUCCUUUGGGCACAAGAGUCGAGGUCGUGCCACAGCACAGUUGCAUCACCGCUGCAUCCUACCCAUGGUUCUUUGUCUUCGAUGGCGAUGACGUUGUCGCGGACAUUUGGGUUCCUUUCAGAGGCUGGUAA
Pichia membranifaciens NRRL Y-2026 is the source of this 1254-nucleotide messenger RNA. RefSeq lists its product as hypothetical. Lineage: Eukaryota; Fungi; Ascomycota; Pichiomycetes; Pichiales; Pichiaceae. The record is from RefSeq and is a predicted model, not a curated record. Bases 1 to 1254 code for a protein of 417 amino acids. Gene Ontology annotation, biological process: D-serine catabolic process. Gene Ontology annotation, molecular function: D-serine ammonia-lyase activity. The transcript has a single exon.